AUGAAAACCAAUGAAUUAUUGGUGAAAACUUCCUCGAAUUUGUACACCAAAGCUGAUGAUGAGGUGGAUGCUAUAGAUAAAGUAGGACCAAUCAAACUUAUAACAGAAGGUAAACCUUCGAACAACUUUGGAGAGCCUGGCCUUAUGAGGUGUGGUUAUAACGAUGCUAAAAACUGGGUAAGAAGAUUAUCCAGCGACACAAUUGUAGGAGAAGAAACGAAUAACCUGUACCCGUCUUAUGUUGAUACUGCCUACGAUGUUCGGCGUUUAAGAAAAGAUAUUAUAAACGCUAAAGUUGAAUUGUACGUUGAGAAUUUGAUGAUCAUUUGUAAUAUUAAUGACGUUUCGACCGUGUUUCUCAUGAGAGAAGUUGUGGAAUGGACUUUACGCAACUUUCUAUCAAUUACUGUAUACGUACAAGACAUUUUCAAAAAUUCAACUCAUUUUGAUGCUGGUGAUCUCUGCAGGGAUAGCAAUAGCAAACAAAAUAGAAUAAAGUACUGGUCAGAAAAAUUUGUACAAAGUCAUGAUUCGUUCUUUGAUUUAGUGAUUACGUUGGGGGGUGAUGGAACUGUACUUUUUGCUUCAUCUAUAUUUUCUAAAAACGUUCCACCAAUAGUUCCAUUUGCCCUUGGUUCACUGGGGUUUUUAACAAACUUUGAGUUUCAUAAAUUCAAGGAGAUAUUAAAACAUAUCUUGAAGGAUAAAGUUCGUGUUAAUUUACGAAUGAGAUUGCAGUGCAGGCUUUAUCGUAGAAACAAACCCGAAAUUGAUCCUGUGACUAGAAAAAAGGUAUGCUUCAUUGAUUUUGUCUCGGAGCAUCACGUUCUAAAUGAGCUGACCGUAGAUAGAGGUCCCACUCCCUGUUUAUCACUACUGGAACUUUACGGACACAACUCAUUAAUGACCAAGGUUCAAGGAGAUGGGUUGAUUGUAGCUACACCAACAGGAUCCACAGCGUACUCAUUGAGUGCGGGGGGGUCUUUAAUAUCGCCAAGUGUGAACGCUAUAGCAGUUACUCCCAUCUGUCCUCAUACUCUGAGUUUUAGGCCUAUAAUUCUGCCGGAUAGUAUGGAGUUAAAAGUUAAAGUAGGCAUGAAUUCAAGAGGAACGUCGUGGGUAAACUUUGAUGGUAAAGAUAGAGUCGAACUUAAACAAGGUGACUAUGUCGUAAUAGCUGCAAGUCCCUAUGCAGUACCAACCGUCGAAUCGUCCCCAAGUGAAUUUUUCGAAAGCAUCAGUAAAAAUCUCAAUUGGAAUGACCGCGAGGAACAGAAGCCGUUUGCACAUAUUCUCUCUCCUAAAAAUCAAGAAAAGUAUAAGAUGGAUUCAUCUAAGAAUGAACAUGGCAGCAUAACUAACAGCUUCGAUAGCCUAUCCACAAGUUUAGAUGCGCACAAUGAAGAGAGGCAACCUAAAGCAGAGCCAGAAAUAGUUGUUGAACGGACUCGACAAGCGCAUUUUGCAAUUUAG
Messenger RNA from Saccharomyces kudriavzevii IFO 1802, 1473 nucleotides. It is a transcript of the gene YEF1, whose product is annotated as NADH/NAD(+) kinase. Gene Ontology annotation, biological process: NADP+ biosynthetic process; NAD+ metabolic process. The record is from RefSeq and is a predicted model, not a curated record. The coding region runs from base 1 to 1473 and encodes 490 amino acids. Lineage: Eukaryota; Fungi; Ascomycota; Saccharomycetes; Saccharomycetales; Saccharomycetaceae. The transcript has a single exon. Gene Ontology annotation, molecular function: NAD+ kinase activity.